Molecule: messenger RNA, 1428 nt
Organism: Insectozyma verbasci
Lineage: Eukaryota; Fungi; Ascomycota; Pichiomycetes; Serinales; Debaryomycetaceae
Source: the annotation of a GenBank genome assembly
AUGUCUUUACCAGGAUUCGAAUCAGGAAUAAUUAUAGAUGAACAACAGAUACAAAAACAUAUAAUAACUAUACCAAUAGGUUCUGAGUGGAGAAUUGAAAUUCCAUUCAAGUCAUUUUUCAAAUUUAAAGUAAUAUCAGGUAUUGCUGAAAUUAAUGGUACUGAAUUACCAAACAAUACAGAAUUACAAUUAUCAGGUACAAAAUUGGCAAUUUAUUCACCAAAGACUUCCCAAAUAGGGUAUUUUCUAGUUGAUAAUAAAGAUUCAAUUUACGAUAAUGGAGAUAAUGAAUUUUCAGAAUAUUUAAGUAAUGAAACGAAUAUGUCAUCAAUUAUAAACCUAUCAAUGUUUAUAGAAUCAAGAAGACAAUUAAAUAAAUCGGGACCAAGAAUACUCAUAGUUGGAGGCAAAUUCCUGGGAAAAUCAUCAUUAGCCAAAAUUUUAUCUUCUUAUUCAUUGAAAUUAAAUAAUUCCCCAAUUUUAGUCAAUUUAAAUCCUCGAGAUGGUGUUUUCUCCUUACCGGGUUCACUUACAGCAACUCCAAUUUCUGAUUCCUUUGAUAUUGAAGCAUUUAAUGGGUAUGGAUUAACUACUACUACUGGUACAUCACGUCAAAAUCCAAAACAACCAAUUGUUAAAAAUUAUGGAUUUACAAAUUAUAAAGAUAAUUUAGAUUUGUAUAAAUAUCAAGUUUCUAGAUUGGCAGUAAGUGUACUAUCAAGAUUGGAAAAUGAUCCACUGGUAAAUAAAAGUGGAAUAAUUAUAGAUACUCCACCGAUUAACAAUUUGAAAAAUAAAGAUGAUGUAAGCUUAAUAGAGACAAUUAUUACCGAUUUUCAAAUUGAUAUUGUGGUUGUGAUUGGUAAUGAGAAAUUAACACUUGAUUUAAAAAACAAAUUCAAACAUAAAAAAGACUCAAUUAAUAUAAUUAAAAUUAAUAAAUCUCAAGGUUGUGUUGAAUUAAGUGAUAGGUUUAUAAGAAUGGCUCAAGAACAAAGCAUAAAGGAAUAUUUUCAUGGUACUUAUAAAAAUCGAUUAUCUCCGUUCAAAAUAGAUAUAGAUUUAGAAGGUUUAAAAUUGUACAAAUUUGUAUUGACUAAAGAUUUUUUAAGUACUAUGUCGUUUUUACCUGCUGGUGAUGAAGAAACUGAAAAUACAAAUAAUGAGGAGAAUAUACUUGAUAAAUACUAUCAAAUAUUGGAAGAUCCCUCAAGUUCAAAUUUGGAAAAUUCAUUAAUUACAAUUACUCAUCUUGAAGCUACUAAUAAUUCUCCAGGUAAAGAUUUAUUAGAUACUAGCGUUUUGGGAUUUGUUCAUAUUUCAAAAGUAGAUGACGAGAAGAAAAAGAUUAAAGUGUUGUUACCUUUUCCUGGUGUGUUUCCAAAGAAUAAUUAUUUGAUAUCGACGAAUAUAGGAUAUAGUGAGUAA